GGUCAAGAGUUCCCAUGGAUGACCUCGAUGAAUCCACAGCUUUUCUCCACUGAAUUCCGUAAACAUGGCAGCCCAGCUCAGCCUGAUGAGAUUGUACUUCGUCACUUACAAUGUUGCUACGAAAUUCCCCGAGGAAGAUCCACGUCACAUGCUGGGGAUCGACAGACCUGAUCCUGAGUCACUGCCUGAUUUCUACGUCAUUGGACUGCAGGAGGUGAAGUCCCAACCCCAGAAUAUGGUGAUCGACAUGUUGUUCGAGGAUCCCUGGACGAAGAGCUUCAAGGAGUCCUUGAAGGGAUACGAUUACAUUAAAGUCCGCACCCAGAGGCUCCAGGGACUGGUCCUCAAUGUUUUCUGUUUACGAAAGCACUUGACGCACUUGAGGCACAUCGAGGCCACGUACACGAGGACUGGCCUCGGUGGGAUGUGGGGUAACAAGGGCGCAGUGAGUGUUCGAUUUAACAUGUACGGUGUCAACAUUUGCGUCGUCAACACCCACCUCACACCCCAUGAUCACCUGUUUGCUGAUAGAAUUGCUGAUUACAAUACUAUUCUCAGAGAACAUGCAUUUCAAGUACCUGAAACACAACAUAUCCUCUACCAUGACUACAUUUUUUGGAUCGGUGAUCUGAAUUUUCGUCUGAACGGGGAAGAUCUCACAGCAGAAAUCAUAGACAACCUAGUGAAAAAGAAUGAGCUGAAGCGCCUGCUGAGCAGAGAUCAGCUGAAUAUCGCGAUGGAGAGUGGAGAUGCCUUUGGAGAAUUCACUGAAGAAGCCGUUGAAUUUCCCCCGACCUACAAAUUCGAAUUUUCAUCGCAAGAAUAUGAUCUCAAACGUCGCCCAUCCUGGACGGACAGAAUUUUGUACAAAGUUAAUGCUGACGUGUACGAUGGCAUUAAAUUAGAAGCUGUAGAAAAAAAUUACAGGAGUCAUCCGAAUUACGUGCAGUCGGAUCACAAACCAGUGAGUGCAGAGUUCACCAUAAAGAUCAGACCAAAUUGUGAGGAUCAUGGAGUUGAAUUCCAGCCAGUGACUGCCUGGAUCGUGGACCAGGAGAAUUCUGUUGGGUAUACCCUGAGGGGGGACUUCAAGGCAUCACCUGGAGACUGGAUUGGCCUCUUCCACGAGGGAUUCACUUCCCUCGACGAAUAUCUCGUUUAUGAAUAUGUCGGUCGAGGAAAAUCUGACGUGGACAUAUCGUCUGCGAGAAAUAAUACGAUAACUGAGAGAAUAUAUUUCAGUGACAGCGCCCUGAGGGCCCCAGGAAUGUAUCGUCUGGUGUACGUUACUCAGUCCGGAGAUAUCGUCGGGGUCCUGGGGAUGAGUCCACCAUUCCCAGGUCACAGAAGAGCUUGAACCCGGGGGAGUAAUCCUCUGGGUAAUUAAUUCAGCAGUUGAGAGGGGAAGAGAUAGUAUUUUAUCCCGUCAUUGCUGAAUUCACGUAUGAAAAAAUUCUAUAGAAUGAACCAUCGCUUUUUUAUAAAAGGCCAUGUCGUUUUAUUUAAUUAUUUCAUACAGUAAUUGAACAAAGUAAUUGGGUACCUGCCUUCAUAUUG
This is a messenger RNA of Fopius arisanus, 1557 nucleotides long. RefSeq names its product inositol polyphosphate 5-phosphatase K. The record is from RefSeq and is a predicted model, not a curated record. The transcript is spliced from 3 exons. The coding region runs from base 65 to 1357 and encodes 430 amino acids. NCBI's taxonomy places the organism in Eukaryota, Metazoa, Arthropoda, Insecta, Hymenoptera, Braconidae. Gene Ontology annotation, molecular function: phosphatidylinositol-4,5-bisphosphate 5-phosphatase activity. Gene Ontology annotation, cellular component: plasma membrane; ruffle; cytoplasm. Gene Ontology annotation, biological process: phosphatidylinositol dephosphorylation.